AUGUCUUCUCACAAGACUUUCAGGAUCAAGAGAUUCCUGGCAACAAAACAAAAGCAGAAUCAGCCCAAUCCCCAGUGGAUUCGGAUGAAAACUGGUAAUACAAUCGGGUACAACUGCAAGAGGAGACAUUGGAGAGGAACCAAGCUGGGUCUAUAA
Molecule: messenger RNA, 156 nt
Organism: Myotis myotis
Lineage: Eukaryota; Metazoa; Chordata; Mammalia; Chiroptera; Vespertilionidae
Product: 60S ribosomal protein L39-like
Exons: 1
Coding region: 1-156 (51 amino acids)
Biological process (GO): translation
Cellular component (GO): cytosolic large ribosomal subunit; ribosome
Molecular function (GO): structural constituent of ribosome
Source: RefSeq, a predicted model, not a curated record